This is a messenger RNA of Gorilla gorilla gorilla (western lowland gorilla), 1234 nucleotides long. Its product is annotated as translation initiation factor IF-2. The coding region runs from base 35 to 748 and encodes 237 amino acids. The record is from RefSeq and is a predicted model, not a curated record. The transcript is spliced from 2 exons. NCBI's taxonomy places the organism in Eukaryota, Metazoa, Chordata, Mammalia, Primates, Hominidae.
UGGAGAUUUGUGAGACUUCCCAAACGGGAACGGCAUGACGGCAGCGGCAGGGGCCUCCGCUGCACUCCGCCUGUGCUACGGGGCUGGGCCGGGCGUUCCUUUCUCUGCCUCCGCGUCGUCGCUGUCCCCGUCCUCGGCCGCCGCCGCUUCGGGCUGGUCGUUCGGUCCUCGCGGAGUGGCUCGGAGGCUCGGCCCCUCCGUUGUCUUCCGCCCGCUCCUGCUCCCGGCGACGGGCUCCCGCGGCGGCGGCGGCGGCGGCUGCGCGGGCGGACGGCUGCCCAGGGGCUCCCGCGGCUGCCGCCGCGCUGCUGCGCUCGCUUGGGCUGCGGCUGCUGCUGUGGGGCCCGGCGCCGCCUUAGUCUUCGCCUAUGCCCCCGCCCCGGCGCCUGAAGGCUCUGUGUCUCCCAGGCCGCGCCGCUCCUCGAUCCCCGCGCCCCGCUCGCGGCCCGAGCCCGGCUUUGACGUGCGCACUGCGCAGCCGCCGAGGACGCGACGUCGGGCGGCGCCGCAACGCCCCCUUCCGCCUCGGGCGCCCCCGAGCGGCCGGCGGACUCAGGGCUCCGCAAGUAGGCGCGAGGCCCGAGCGGGAGGGGCCGCAGAGAAAAGCAGAAGCCAAGCCCCGCAGUUCCUCUUCCUCCGCCGCAGCUUCCAAGGCGGGGCUCAGCCCCUUCUCCUGCGCCUGAGCGCUCUUACUGCGGGAAUCGCACGCCCACUUUCGACGAUCACUUCCUCAACUCUUCAAGCUUAAUUCUGCGAGAGGCCGGGAUCCCACUUUGUGCAGACCGAUUCUUACUUUCUUGGAGCAGAUCACUUCAUUUUAGCAUCCAGGGGGACACAGCAUCCAGGCGGACAAGUGCCAGAACGUUCCAGAUUAAUGGGAAUAUUCCUAUUUAAAUCAGCAACCUGGAUUUAAAUCCUGCUCCACCAUUUGCUAUCUAUGGGCUGUUUCACGUCCCUGUGCCUGGAUUUCCUCACACAUUAAAAAAAAAAAAAGUGUGUAAUAAUAUAGUGGUACCAGCCACGGGCUUCUGAGGAUGAACGGGACAGUGCAUUGCAAAGCUCUGACAACGGAGCCUGGCACAUACAAAUGCCAUAUGUGUGUAUUUUUGUUUCUUUGUUUUUAAUGUGUAACUGAACUAUUUUUUUAAGCGCCUCCUGUACGCCAGGGAUGGGGCAGUGAGCGAAACAGUCCAUGCUCCUAGCACAAACAGUUGACAAAUAAUUGACUAAUAAA